UAUAUGAGCAAGAACACAGGGAGAGCUAAACUUCAAUAACUAGAAAAAAAAUUCAGCUAAAUGUUGUGAGUAUCGUUAGUAUCAAACAGAAAUAUUAAUUACUGUAUAUAAAACUUGAGCAACAUUCCUAUACCCAGAUCUCAAGGUCCCCAGAAUUUCAGUUUUAUUAAAAUAUUUAAUAAUUUCUUUUUGUUUGUUUAUUGUUCUUAUCUUUAUCCAUAUCCAAUGCAAAUGGUGUGAAUAAAGUUUCAUGAAAUGCUGCUCGUCAUCAGGGCUUUUUAUUCUAGUUUCAUCAUGGGCUUUUUGUGUUUUGUAUAGAUAAAACUAAAAGACAUGUAUUAAAGUUAAAAGGGGAUAGUUCUAUAUAUAGAAGUGGAGGGCUUGCUUUAAUGGAUGCUGAUUCCUGGACUUACUUUUUGUUUGUCCUGUUGGAUGUUUGUUUUGGUAUGAGAAUAUAAAGGUGGUGGAAUGAUGGUUUAUUCACGUGCCACUGGCUCCUCUUUCUUGUUUUUUGGCUUUCAUAUAAGCUUUUGAUGGUCAUGUAAUUAUGCUUAGAAGUUGUGGAGAAAAGAUGGAAAAUUUGUUUGUUUUUCUCUGUGGAGUGGGAUUACUGGUUUUGAUCUUGUUGCAAGGCUCUUCUGCUACUCUUUCUCCUUCUGGAGUUAACUAUGAAGUUGUUGCAUUGAUGGCCAUUAAAAGUGAUAUUAAUGAUCCUCACAAUGUUCUGGAUAAUUGGGACAUGACAUCGGUAGAUCCUUGUAGUUGGAGGAUGGUCACCUGCUCUGAUGGCUCAGUUUCUGCUCUAGGUCUACCUAGCAAGAGUCUGUCGGGAACCUUAUCAUCAGGGAUUGGUAACCUCACUAACUUGCAGUCGCUAUUAAUGCAGAAUAAUGCCAUUUCUGGCUCUAUUCCUGCUUCUGUGGGAAAAUUGGAGAAGUUGCAGACACUCGAUCUCUCCUCCAACAAGCUUCACGGUGAAAUCCCUAGUUCAUUUGGUGACCUUGGGAACCUGAAUUAUUUGCGACUAAACAACAAUAGUCUUGGGGGAACCAUACCUGAAUCUCUGUCAAGAGUUGGUGGUCUCACUCUGGUGGAUCUGUCUUUUAACAAUUUCAGCGGUUCUUUACCAAAACUAUCAGCCAGAACUUUCAAGAUUAAUGGCAAUCCUUUACUCUGUGCCGAAAAUUCCAUUAUCAACUGUUCUGUUAUCUAUCCAGAGCCUGUGUCCCUUCAACCAGAUGAUAAAACUGAAUCUGGAAAAAAGGACCACAGGCACAUAGCUAUUGCCCUGGGUACAAGUAUUGGUUCCACUUUUCUAAUCAUAAUAAUCAUUGGGUCCCUGGUAUGGUGGCGAUACAGGCACAAUCAACAGAUCUUCUUUGAUGUUAAUGAUCAAUAUGAUCCCGAUGUAUGCUUGGGACAUAUGAGGAGUUAUGCGUUCAAAGAACUUCGAACUGCAACUAACCAUUUUAGCUCCAAGAAUAUCUUAGGGAGUGGAGGAUUUGGUAUUGUUUAUAAAGGUUGCUUAAAUGAUGGGACUAUGAUAGCUGUCAAGAGGUUAAAGGAGUAUAAUACUUUAGGGGGUGAAAAGCAAUUUCAGACAGAAGUAGAGCUCAUAAGCUUGGCCCUACAUCGGAAUCUUCUCCGCCUUUUGGGAUUCUGCACAACAGAGAAUGAAAGGCUUCUUGUUUAUCCAUAUAUGGCAAAUGGCAGUGUGGCCUCUAGAUUAAGAGAUCAUGCCCGUGGUACACCAGUCCUGGAUUGGUCAAGGCGAAAGCGGAUAGCUUUAGGUACAGCACGUGGAUUAUUUUAUCUACACGAGCACUGUGACCCCAGAAUUAUUCAUCGUGAUGUAAAGGCAGCCAACAUUUUGUUGGAUGAAGACUUUGAGGCAGUUGUAGGUGAUUUUGGGUUGGCAAAGCUAUUGGAUCAUCGAGAAUCCCACGUGACCACAGCAGUCCGUGGUACUGUUGGCCACAUUGCUCCGGAGUAUCUGUCAACAGGUCAAUCAUCAGACAAAACUGAUGUUUUUGGUUUUGGAAUCUUACUUCUUGAGUUAAUCACGGGUCAAAAGGCUUUGGACUUUGGUGGAGCAGCAAAUCAAAAAGUUGUAAUGCUUGAUUGGGUAAAGAAACUCCGUCAAGAAGGAAAGCUAGAACUAAUCAUAGAUAAGGAUUUGAAGAAAAAUUAUGACAAGAUUGAGUUGGAAGAAAUUGUGCAGGUAGCCCUUUUGUGUACACAAUUCAAUCCUUCUAAUCGUCCAAAAAUGUCAGAAGUAUUACGCAUGCUGGAAGGGGAUGGUCUAGCAGAGAAGUGGGAGGCCUCACAGAGAGAUGAAACGCCAAGGUACCGGAAUUCUGAAACUCCUAAAAUCUACGAAAAUCCUGAGAGAUAUUCAGAUUUUAUAGAAGAGUCUUCGCUUGUGGUUGAAGCAAUGGAACUUUCUGGUCCUCGAUGAAAGAACUUAUUACUUAGAAAUGCUCUGCAGAUCAGUUAUGCAUAUAGGUGAACGUGAAACUACAAAAUGAGAAAUAGUGAUUUGGUGUUAGCUGCUCAGUGGUUGUAUAAUGAUGUAGAAAUAGAAACUUGAGAUCUAGAAAGGCAAUUUGUGUAAACAUGUAUUGUACUUAUCUGUUGAAUAUGGUCUAGUUGAUUAGAUUAGAGCUUCUAUUAAAAGUUUAUACGUUGUGAGUCUAUGCAUGGCAAUUUGCAAACGAAUUGAAAUUAGUUCAUCAAUGAUGUGAUUUGACUCGUGAA
Molecule: messenger RNA, 2757 nt
Organism: Daucus carota subsp. sativus
Lineage: Eukaryota; Viridiplantae; Streptophyta; Magnoliopsida; Apiales; Apiaceae
Product: protein NSP-INTERACTING KINASE 3
Exons: 11
Coding region: 548-2458 (636 amino acids)
Biological process (GO): protein phosphorylation
Molecular function (GO): ATP binding; protein binding; protein kinase activity
Source: RefSeq, a predicted model, not a curated record